AUGGACUUCGCCGAACGCAGGGCGUCGCUGCAGCAGUUGCCUUUCCGCAACCUCUCGGAGUUCCGCAUGUUUCUCGGCGGCACCAAGACGAUCGAGCGGGUCCUUAUCGCAAACAAUGGCCUUGCCGCGGUAAAGGGCAUUGACUCUAUCCGCUCGUGGCUCUAUGAGCACAUUGGGGAUUCCGAGGCGGUGGAGUUUGUAGUGAUGGCAACGCCGGAGGAUCUGCACGCCAACGCGGAGUUUAUCUCCCUCGCCGACCGCCACGUCCCCGUCCCGGGCGGCCCAAACGCAAACAACUACGCCAAUGUCGACCUCAUCAUGCACACGGCGCUGCAGACCUCCUGCGACGCCAUCUACCCCGGCUGGGGCCACGCGUCGGAGAAUCCGGUGUUGUCGCUGGAGUGCGCCAGGCUUGCGAACAGGGUUGUUUUUCUUGGCCCCUCGGAGUCGGCCAUGUUCGCGCUUGGCGACAAGAUCGCCUCCACCAUCGUGGCGCAGUCGAACGGCGUGCCAACGGUGCCGUGGAGCGGGGAUGAGAUUCGCCUCCCGCCGGGCGUCUUUGAGGUGGACCCGCUGGUGUACGAAAAGGCGUACAUCACCUCCGUGGGGGAGUGCGAGGAGGUGUGUGGCCGGAUUGGGUUCCCUGUCAUGAUAAAGGCCUCGGAAGGCGGCGGCGGCAAAGGCAUCCGCUGCUGCCUGCGCAUGGAGGACGUGCCCGAGAUGUUUCUGGCGGUCUCGGAGGAGGUGAAGGGCUGUCACAUCUUCGUGAUGCGGAUGCUGGAGAAUGUGCGGCACCUUGAGGUGCAGCUGCUCGCCGACAACUACGGCGACUGCAUCGCGGUCCACACCCGCGACUGCUCCGUGCAGCGGCGCCACCAAAAGAUCAUUGAGGAGGGCCCCGCGUUUGGCGUGGACCCCGCGGUCAUCGCCUCGAUGGAGGCGGCCGCGAUACGCCUCGCCAACGCCGUCGGCUACCGCGGGGUCGGCACCGUGGAGUACAUGUACGACAAGGCCACCGGCAAGUUCUUCUUCCUCGAGCUCAACCCCCGGCUGCAGGUGGAGCACCCGGUGUCGGAGCUGAUCUCCGGCGUCAACCUGCCGGCCGCCCUGCUCUGCGUCGGCAUGGGCGUCCCGCUCUACCGGGUGCCGGAGGUGCGCAGCUUCUACGGGGAGCGGCCGUACACGACGACGCCGAUCGACGUUGCGCGGCGCGGGACGCCGCCGGCGAAGGGGCACACCAUCGCCGUGCGCGUGACCGCGGAGGACACGGAGGAGGGGUUUCGCCCCACCUCCGGCCGCGUGGAGGAGAUCACCUUCAGGAACAGCAAGGAGUGCUGGGGGUACUUCUCCAUCGGCCCCGGGGGCGAGGUGCACCAGUUUGCGGACUCGCAGUUCGGCCACAUUUUUAGCUCCGGCGAGACCCGCGAGGACGCGCGCCGCGGGAUGGUCAUGGCGCUGCGCAACCUCGUCAUUCGCGGGGAGAUCCACACCUCCGUCUCGUACGUGCUGGAGCUGCUGGAGCGGGAGGAGUUCAUCGCCUGCGACGUCAGCACGGCGUGGCUCGACCGCCUCAUCGCCGAGCGCGCGGUGCAGCGGCCGCAGGAGCAGGACGUCUACCUCGCCCUCAUCGCCGCCUGCGUCUUCCGCAUGCUGCGCAAGGGCGAGGAAAACGCCGGCAAAUACGUUACCUUUCUAGUUGCGGGGCACGUUCCCUCACCUGACUAUCUAACCAACUGCCUAACUGAGUCGUACGUGAAUCGCGCCAAAAAGUACACCGUCACCAUGGGCUGCGUGAGCCCCAGCGAGGUUGCCGUCUCGCUCAACGGCAGCGUCGUCACGGUGCCCUUCCGCAGGCUGAAGUCGGGGGGACUGCAGCUGCGCAUAGGGGGGAGAAGUUUCAUCGCCUACGCGGCGAAGGAGCCGACGAGUCUGCGCAUCUCCAUCGGCGGCAAGGAGACCACCUUCACCGGCGACACGGACCCGACGAAGAUCUUGUCGUCCGUCCCGGGCCGCUUCGUGCGCUACGUCGUCAACGACGGCGGGCAGGUGGCGGAGGGCCGCACCAUCGCGGAGGUGGAGGUGAUGAAGAUGAUCCUGCCGCUGCGGGCGACCGCGGCGGGGGUGCUGCACCACCGUGUGGCGCCCGGCAGCACCAUCGCCGUCGGCACCGUCGUCGGCGACAUCACGCUGGCGGACCCAAGCAACGUCUGCCGCCCGCAGGAGGCGCAGGAGCCGUGGCCCGCGCCGCUCGUCGGGGAGCGGGAGCGGCGGCUGGAGCGGCCCAACGGGCUCACGCGGGCCCAGCUCGGCGUGGAGGCGCUGUACAACAUGCUGCGCGGCUACCACUUCCCCGGCACCUCGCUGGCGCGGCGGCUGCAGGAGGCAUUUGACAACCUCUCCUCCCUUUGCCUCUCCACCGUCGCCCUCAACGCGGCCAACUUCCCGCUGCUCGCGGCAGCGCUCUCCGCCGCGGCGCGGGACGAGGCGGCGGCGGCGACGACGCCCAACGAGAAGCUCAAGACCGUCCUCAACGCCCUCGUGGCCGACUACAUCGCCGUGGAAGGGCCGUUUGCGCGGUGCAGUCGACAGGAGGCGAUCCAGCGCCUGCGCGCGGCGGAGGAUGACGCAAUGGAGGUGUAUGCGCUGGACUUUGCCCACCACCAGCCCUGCCACCACGAGGUCAUCAAGGGGCUGCUGCACAUGCUGGAGACCAACAGGCUGCUGCUGAAGUCCCUGCAGGACACCCUCUCCUCCCUGCUGGAGCUGAGCUCCGUCACGCACGGCUCCCUUGCCCUGCAGGUGCGGUAUCUGCUGCGGCAGUGCAGCCUUCCCUCCUUCGAGGAGCGCAAGACGACCUUCGCAAAGGAGCUGGAGGAGGGCCGCAUCACCGACCUUAUUCAGGGCAGCUACGGCGACGACCUCAUGUGCGCCGUCAUGUUCGACCACAGAACACCGCAUCUUGUGCAGCUCUGCCUCGAGCUGUACAUUCGCCGCGAGUACUUUGGCGAGAGCCACGUGAAGAACCUCGACAUCUUCGUCCAGGACGGCUGCUGGUACGGCUCCUACGAGUACGAGCCGCUCGAGGACCACGACCCGCUGCGGGCGGAGUGUAUCUCCCCUUGCGAGGACAACGGCCUCGACGGUGCCCCGGAGAGCAAAGGCGCAGGCUUCUGCGUGAUGUUCGCCGACGACCGGGUUCUGUGGGAGACGUGGACGACGGCCCUCGACAACGUCAUGCGCCACGUCCCGCACGAGAACGUUGUCUGCACCGUCUUCUUCGCCGUCAGCGUCCAGGCGGACGCCGAGGAGGCGGCGCGGCGCUGCCAACAGCUGCUGCACGCACACACGCAGGCGCUGCUGCAGCACGACAGCCUGCGGCGCGUCACGUUCAUUGCUCACGGCAUCCCCGACGGGCCGCACACCUUCACCUACCGCCAGUGCCACGGGUGGCGCGAGGACACGCUGAUCCGCAACAUCGCCCCGCUCUCUGCGCGGCGCCUUGAGCUGCACCGCCUGGUGAACUACGACGUCGUCAUGUACCCGACGCCGUUCAAGGACGUGCACGUGUUUCGGGCGACGCCCAAGAAGAGGAAUCCGUCGCACUUGGAGAGUCGCAUGUUUGCGCGGGUGUUCCUGAGUCCGCGGGACUUGGGCGUCGAGGCCUGGACCGAGGCGAACGAGAUUGACGCGGGGCACAUGCUCGCCAAGUGCUUCAAUGCCCUGGAGUUUGCGCGCAACGACAACACCUUCAAGUACCCCACCUACAACCACAUCUUCAUCAAAAUGGCGGAGCUGACGUUUGACGUGGCCGAGAUGAAGCGCCUGUUCGAGCACGUCGGCGUGUCCUACAGGCAGCGGCUGGGCUACCUGGGCGUCGCCGAGGUGGAGCUCUCGUUCAACGUGCGGGUGAGCAGCGGAUGCAUCCCGUUCCGCGUUUUUAUCUCGUCGCCCUCGGGCUACAACGUCAUCAUGCGCACCAGCUACGAGUGGAUUGAGAACGGCAAGAUUUGCCUGCGCCGCGCGGAGACCUCCGAGGACGUGGCCAUCACGGCCAACUACAUGUCCAGCGAGAACAUCAACGAGGCCUUUUUCGAGGCAAAGGACGGCGGCAGCGGCAACGGCGGUAACGGCGGCAACGGCGGCAACGGCGGCGCCACGCUGCGCACGCUGCUGCGCACGGCGUCAAAGCUGUCUGCGCUGCGCACUCUGCUGCCCUCGCGUGACCCGACGGAGGCGGCGGCGGCGGCCGCCGUUGGCGGGGGCGAGGAGGUUGAGGAGAAUGUCCCGCUGGGGCCGUACCCAAUGGUCUCCGAGAAGCAGCUGAAGCGUCUCCAGGCAAGGGCCCUCAACACCGUCUACGCGCACGACUGGCCGCAGCUGCUUCUCACCGUGCUGGGCAAUCAGUGGAGGCAGCACGCGCGCGGGCGAGGCUUCUCGCGCGACCGCAUUCCAAAGGAGCUGGUCAAGGCGAAGGAACUCUUUCUUGACGCGGCCGAUGGCAAGACGCUCUGUGAGGAGAAGCGACCGGGCCACGUCCAAUGCGGCAUGGUCGUGUGGCUGGUGACGCUGCGCCCUCCGACGUACUACAACAGCGAGGCGGACGAGGCUGGAAGCCGCCGCAUUGUGAUGGUCGCCAACGACAUCACGUUUCUGUCAGGCUCCUUCGCCGUCCCGGAGGAUGACGUGUUCAGCGCGGCCUCCGAGCUGGCGCGACGACUGCGCGUGCCGUUUGUGUACAUCAGUGCCAACAGUGGGGCGCGGCUUGGGCUGAGUGUGGAGGUAAAGAAGCGGUUUCGCGUCGCCUUGAGUGAGACGAACGAGGUGGAGUAUUUGUACCUCAUGCCGGACGACUACGAGGAGCUGACGCGGCUUGGUGUGCGGCUCGCGGUGGAGCCACGGCAGGAGGCGGGGGAGGCUGCGGCGCGUUACGUGCUCCACGGCAUUAUUGGUGGGCCCGAGGAGUAUUUGGGUGUGGAGAACUUGCGUGGGUCCGGUCUUGUGGCGGGGCAGAUGUCGAAGAACUACAGCGAGGUGCCGACGAUCAGCGUUGUGACCGGGCGCAGCGUUGGCAUUGGCGCCUACUUGAACCGCAUUGGCCGCCGCGUGAUUCAGACCGACGAUGCCCCGCUCAUCCUGACAGGCGCCACCGCGCUCAACCGUCUGCUUGGCACGGAGGUGUAUAGCGACAACAGCCAGCUGGGCGGAAAGCAGGUGAUGGUGCCGAACGGUGUGACGCAUUGGAACACAAAGAACAACUACCGCUCUGCAGAGGCCCUGCUGGGCUGGCUGAACUACGUCCCGCCCACGGUCGACCCCCUGCGCUGCUGCCCGCGCGUGCUUGCCCUGCCCUACCCUGACCCCGUCGACCGCGACGUGACGUUCGCGCCGGGCGGCGGGGAGGCGUACGACCCACGGCAACUGGUGUGUGGCGUGGGCGGCAAGCUGGGGCUGUUCGACCGCGGCUCGUGGACGGAGUCGUCGGAGGGGUGGGCGAAGUCCGUCGUGACAGGGCGGGCGACGCUUGGCGGCAUUCCGUGCGGCGUCAUCCUUGUCGAGACGCGGCUGACGCGCAAGUACACCCCCGCCGACCCCGCCGACCCCACCUCCGCCUCCUCCUUCGUUCCGCAGGCGGGGCAGGUGUGGUUCCCCGACUCCGCGCGCAAGACGGCAGACGCGCUGGACGACUUCCAGCACGAGCGGCUCCCGUGCUUUAUUCUGGCCAACUGGCGCGGCUUCUCCGGCGGAAUGCGGGACAUGUUCGACGAGGUGCUCAAGUUUGGGGCCGCCAUCGUCGACAACGUCCGCGUGUACAGCUGCCCCCUCUUCAUCUACAUUCCCCCGCACGGCGAGCUGCGGGGCGGGGCGUGGGUCGUCGUCGACCCCCUCAUCAACCACAACGGGGCGGUGGAGAUGUACUGCGACCUCACCUCCCACGGCGGGGUGAUGGAGCCCGCCGGCGUCGUGGAGAUCAAAUUCCGCGAGGCCGACGUCCGCGGGCUCAUCCGCCGCAACAACCCAGGCCUCGCCGCGCUGGAUCCGAAGCAGCUGCGCGAGGAGGAGAACCGUCUCCUGCCGCUCUACCGCGACGUCUCCGUCCGCUUCGCGGAGCUGCACGACACCCCGGUGCGCAUGGAGGCCAUGGGCGCCGUGCGGGGCGUGGUUCCGUGGAAGGACAGCCGACGCCUGUUCCACGCCAAGCUGCGGCGCAAACUGAAGGAGCUCUCGCUGGCGGCCACUAUGGUGGAGGCAGGGACCGUCGCUUCCCUCUCGGAGGGGGUCCGCAAGAUCGAGGCGGCCUUUGCGCAGGAGCACCCUGGGAUUAAGUGGGGGAGCGACGAUGCGCUGCACUUGCAGUGGCUCACCGAGAAGGAGACGACAGACGGUUUCUUCGGCGGUAGCGGCGUGUCGUCGUUGCCGCCGCCGCUGGCGUCAGACUCGGCGCCCGCGCCCACGGCGUGGGAGUUGACGCGGCUGCUGGCCCAAUGCCAGGCUGCCGGCACACUAGAAGCCUGCUUCAAUAGCCUCUUUGCGGACAAGCGUGUGCUGCAGGCUGCAAUGAAGGCAAUGCGGCAAACGCGGCAGAGUGAGGAAGUAUUAAAGGAUUUUAUCUUCCCUGAAGACUAA
Messenger RNA from Trypanosoma conorhini, 6624 nucleotides. Its product is annotated as acetyl-CoA carboxylase 1. Bases 1 to 6624 code for a protein of 2207 amino acids. The transcript has a single exon. NCBI's taxonomy places the organism in Eukaryota, Euglenozoa, Kinetoplastea, Trypanosomatida, Trypanosomatidae. The record is from RefSeq and is a predicted model, not a curated record. Gene Ontology annotation, biological process: fatty acid biosynthetic process. Gene Ontology annotation, molecular function: metal ion binding; acetyl-CoA carboxylase activity; ATP binding.